Linum trigynum is the source of this 2928-nucleotide messenger RNA. NCBI's taxonomy places the organism in Eukaryota, Viridiplantae, Streptophyta, Magnoliopsida, Malpighiales, Linaceae. The record is from the annotation of a GenBank genome assembly.
CUUAAAUGUCAUAUCUAUUAUCUCAUAUGUGAAUCAAAAGAUCCCAAGCAGCCAGGAAAAAAACGGCCCAUCACCAAAAAGCCCAAUUAGCCCAAUACAUCACCUAGCUCCACGAGCCCAGUACUUAGCGACGAACAGGGCCUAUUUCCUUCCCGGGCUCGUUAGCCUACUCCAAGUUCAAGGAACGAACUUUUAUUUCGUCUCAUUUCCGAUUUUCGGUAUUUGCAGCUGCCGCCGGUUGCUGCAGCUGAUCGGAUUUCUCGCCUCCGCCGUCUUCUCAAACUAGGGUUUAUCCUCCCUUCCCUCCUUGCAAGCCCUCAGCAAUUCUCCUCAAUUUCUCCGCUUCCUUCUGAAGCUUCAAUGCCGCCGCGGAGCAACAGCGACGUUCGCUUCACUUCGUCCACCGUCAAAAUCCCUCCUUUGGCCGGCCGCAAUCCUCCUCCACCACCGCCGCCUCCGUUCCUCCCUCAUAAUCCACUAGCUCAGCUCGCCAGAACGAAAUUCUGCUCAAUUUCUCUGCUUCCUUCUCAAGCUUCAAUGCCGCCGCCGCGGUGCAACAGCGACGUUCGCUUCACUUCGUCCACCGUCAGAAUCCCUACUCUCUCCGGCCGCAAUCCUCCACCACCACCGCCGCCGUUCCUCGCUCAUAAUCUACUAUCACAGCUCGCCAGAGCGAAAUCCUCCUUCGACAAUAUCCUAGACUCCCUAAUUUCUCGCUCCCUCGGCUCGAUUCAGCGACACUCGGGCGCUCGAAGCCUUCGCUCGCCCCUUCUAUGUUCGGCGUCGCUCUCGCUCACUGGUUCUCAGCCGCCGCGGCAGUCAAUUCUGUGUUCUGCAUCGUUGGCUCUGAGUCAGCCCGCUGACUCUGGCCCGCCGGAAGCUUCGGUGGUGACGCAGCAGAAGAGCGGCGGACACUCGGUGAGUAGGGGUGAUGAAGAGAGGGUGUUGAUUAGUGAAGUGUUGGUUAAGAACAAGGAUGGCGAGGAGCUGGAGAGAAAGGACCUUGAAGCUGAGGCGAUGGCGGCAUUGAAGGCCUGCCGCCCGAAUUCAGCUCUCACUGUGCAGGAAGUUCAAGAGGAUGUGCACAGGAUCAUCGACAGUGGCUACUUCUCCUCGUGUAUGCCUGUGGCAGUAGACACUAGAGAUGGCAUUAGAUUAGUGUUUCAGGUAGAACCAAACCAAGAAUUCCAGGGUGUUGUGUGCGAAGGGGCAAGCGUCCUCCCCACAAAGUUUCUAGAGGAUGCUUUCCGUUACGAGUAUGGGAAAGUUGUGAAUGUUAGGCGUUUGGAUGAUGCUAUAACUGCUGUCAAUGGAUGGUAUAUGGAGCGUGGCCUUUUUGGUUUGGUUUCGGGGGUUGAGAUCCUUUCGGGUGGUAUCAUAAGGGUGCAAGUUGCAGAAGCAGAGGUGAAUGACAUUUCCAUCCGUUUCCUUGACCGGAAGACUGGUGAACCAACUAAAGGGAAGACAAAGCCUGAAACAAUACUUAGGCAAUUGACAACCAAGAAGGGCCAGGUGUACAGUAUGAUUCAAGGGAAAAGAGAUGUGGAUACUGUGUUAACUAUGGGGAUUAUGGAAGAUGUCAGCAUCAUCCCACAACCUGCUGGAGAUACCGGCAAAGUUGAUUUGAUCAUGAAUGUUGUUGAACGUCCAAGUGGAGGUUUCUCAGCUGGUGGAGGAAUAUCUAGUGGGAUUACAAGCGGCCCUUUGUCGGGACUCAUCGGGAGCUUUGCUUAUUCUCAUCGAAAUGUUUUUGGAAGAAACCAAAAACUUAACAUUUCCCUGGAGAGGGGCCAAAUUGAUUCUAUAUACCGCGUUAACUACACCGACCCAUGGAUUGAGGGAGAUGAUAAGCGGACAUCUAGAACAAUUAUGGUUCAGAAUUCAAGAACUCCUGGGAAUCUUGUUCAUGGUAACCAGCCUGGCGAUAGUAGUCUGACAAUUGGCCGCGUGACAGCUGGCAUAGAGUUUAGUAGACCACUGAGGCCAAAGUGGAGCGGAACGACUGGAGUUAUUUUUCAGCAUGCUGGCGUUCGUGAUGAAAAAGCCAAUCCCAUCAUCAAGGACCGUUACAGCAGUCCUCUUACUGCAAGUGGCAAGCCGCACGACGACACUUUACUAGCUAAGCUUGAAACUGUCUACACCGGUUCCGGUGACCAUGGAUCAUCGAUGUUUGUGUUCAACAUGGAACAAGGACUACCACUCUGGCCAGAAUGGUUGUUCUUCAACCGAGUAACUGCUCGUGCUAGGAAGGGCGUGGAAAUCGGCCCUGCUCUCUUCCUUCUCAGCGUGUCGGGUGGCCAUGUCGUGGGAAAGUUCUCUCCUCACGAAGCGUUCGCCAUCGGUGGUACAAACAGCGUCAGAGGAUACGAAGAAGGCGCCGUGGGCUCUGGUCGAUCCUAUGUAGUCGGUUCGGGCGAACUUUCUUUCCCUUUGUUGGGGCCGGUGGAAGGAGUCAUAUUCAGCGACUACGGCACUGAUCUAGGUUCUGGACCAACCGUGCCAGGCGAUCCUGCCGGGGCGAGGCUGAAGCCCGGGAGUGGGUACGGGUACGGGUUCGGGGUGCGGGUCGAUUCGCCGUUGGGCCCAUUGCGGCUGGAGUAUGCAUUCAACGAUCGGCGGGCCAAAAGGUUUCACUUUGGAGUUGGUCACCGAAAUUAACGACUUCAGUUUACUAUCUCUCGAUCCCUCAACUAACUCCUCUUAAUUUCUUCACUUUGUUGGUUUAUAUUUAUCAAAAUGCAUGGAAUUGGUGUUCUUAUAGGUCGUUACCUACUCGUUUGCCCAAUGUCAAAGUUCUCUUUUCCCUCUUUUCUUAUGAUUUAAUUGCAAAGGCCCAUUUGAGAUUAAAUUAGUGCCUAAAUGUUGAUAUUUAAUGAAGUUAAAGUAGGGGUGUGCAACGGGUUGAUUUAAGAAAAUUUUAUCGAAGUG